AAAGGAUCGAAAGAGACGGAGUUUGAGGCAGUAAAUCCCGGGACAGGGGCCGGAGACCAGGGAGCGAUCGGAGAGCAGGCUCGGGAUGGAUAGGCAGUGAUCGGUUCAAGGCGGACACUGAUUCGAAGCCGCAGCCACUCCCUCCUUGACAGGUUCAGCUGAGUUUGAGGUCACUGGUUUUAAAAUUUUAAUUCAAAAUCACGAGCAACUGAAAGUGAAGAAAUCUAAUACUGCAAAACAGUCACCUACUGAAUAAAGAAGUACCAGCAUCUUCAGAGGAACUGUAUCAAAGGCCAUACUGUAAUCCAAGUCUGCCAUAUCCACUGCCUUACCCCUGCCCAGCUCCUUUGUGAAACCCCCAAAGAAAACCAGUUCUCUGUCACUUGUGCCUUGUCAAGAAAAGGGUGUUUGGGUUAGACGGCUGCAGGAUUAACAUUCAUUCACUUCAUAGGAGUAUCAAGAAUUGGAAAAAUGGAACAGAUGGCAGUGAGUUCGUCUGCAUAUCAGCUUGAAGAUGACGAAUUUGAUAGAAAUUGCCCACGGAUCUGUGGGGUUUGUGGGGACAAAGCAACUGGUUUCCAUUUCAAUGCCAUGACCUGUGAAGGCUGUAAAGGCUUCUUCAGGAGAAGCAUGAAGAAAAAGGCCAAUUUUACCUGUCCUUUUAAUGGCAACUGUUCAAUUACAAAGGAUAACAGAAGGCAUUGUCAAGCAUGUAGACUCAAGCGAUGCCAGGAUAUUGGCAUGAUGAAAGAAUUCAUUUUAACAGAUGAAGAAGUUCAGAGGAAAAAGGAGAUGAUUUUAAAACGGAAGGAAGAAGAAGCAAUAAAGGAGGCUAAGAAACCAAAGUUGUCAGAUGAGCAAGAAAAACUGAUUGUCUUAUUGGUUGAGGCCCACCAUAAAACGUACGACGUAUCAUAUUCGGACUUCACCCAGUUCAGACCACCAGUACGGGCUGAAUCUAAAAUGGAAGAAUCUGAACAGUCCUCUUCUGCUGAUCCAUCACAGAAUCUCUGCUCAGCAACUUCUUUUGAUUUUAGUUCCUGCCACCCUUCCUCCUCAGAAUGUUGCAACCCAUCUGCAGGUGUGUCAGCGUUAACAGAAGCAGAGUUCUCCAACAUAUUUGGGUUAUUUAAUGACUUUGGAAGUUCCAGGCAGCUUGAAGAUUUCCCCAUGCUGCCUCAUUUAGCUGACCUGGUCAGUUACAGCAUACAGAAAGUCGUUAGCUUUGCAAAGGCCAUCCCUGGAUUCAGGGAGUUGUCUGCGGAUGACCAAAUUUCCCUUCUGAAAUCAAGUGCAAUUGAAAUCAUUAUGCUACGAUCAAACCAGUCCUUCACAUUGGAGGAUAUGUCCUGGAACUGUGGAAAUGAUGAAUUCAAAUAUAACCUAAGUGACAUCACCAAAGCUGGCCAUUCCCUGGAUUUGCUGGAGCCACUGGUCAAAUUUCAGGUUGGCCUGAAGAGUCUGAAUUUACACGAACCUGAGCAUGUUCUUCUGAUGGCCAUCUGCAUCCUCUCACCUGAUCGUCCUGGAGUGCAGGACCGUGCUCAAGUGGAGCGUAUUCAAGAUGGGUUAUCCGAGACUUUGCAGUCAUACAUCCGAGCGAAACAUCCUCCUCCAGGUAAUCGGUUGUUGUAUCCAAAGAUGAUCCAGAAGUUGACAGACCUCCGGAGCCUAAGCGAGGAACAUUCCAAACAGUUCCAGUCUCUGUCCUUUAGUCCUGAUCGUGUCAUGCAGCUUACACCACUUGUGCUUGAGGUAUUUAGCAAUGAUAUUGAUCAGUGA
This is a messenger RNA of Carcharodon carcharias (great white shark), 1782 nucleotides long. RefSeq names its product vitamin D3 receptor B-like. Bases 472 to 1782 code for a protein of 436 amino acids. NCBI's taxonomy places the organism in Eukaryota, Metazoa, Chordata, Chondrichthyes, Lamniformes, Lamnidae. Gene Ontology annotation, biological process: positive regulation of transcription by RNA polymerase II; negative regulation of transcription by RNA polymerase II; cell differentiation. The transcript is spliced from 12 exons. Gene Ontology annotation, molecular function: nuclear receptor activity; vitamin D response element binding; zinc ion binding. Gene Ontology annotation, cellular component: nucleus. The record is from RefSeq and is a predicted model, not a curated record.